Daldinia childiae is the source of this 1029-nucleotide messenger RNA. RefSeq lists its product as uncharacterized. The transcript has 2 exons. Lineage: Eukaryota; Fungi; Ascomycota; Sordariomycetes; Xylariales; Hypoxylaceae. The record is from RefSeq and is a predicted model, not a curated record. The coding region runs from base 1 to 1029 and encodes 342 amino acids.
AUGUUUGACCCUCACUGGCAGGAACUUCCGCGGAAACGCCAGAGAGAAGAUGAGGAGCAAUACAACAGUAUCCAAGCUAAUAUGGGGGACGGUAUGAAUGGAACUUUAGGCUUUACCGAGCACCGUAAUAAACGUCUACAGUCUCUUCCUCUGCGCACCUCUCCAACACAGAAACGAUGGUCAGGACCGCCCGGCUUUCCGGCGGCCGCAGCAACCGCAGCAACAAUUCCCCCUUCCACUAUCACGCCGACCGAUUCCGAUUCAGAAGAUAUGCAACAUCGACAACAAUCAAAUCCACCCAUGGACAUCGAUAGGGACAUGGACAUGAUGGAUUCCUCGUCCGAACCUUUCCAACCUAGUCCGUCUCAAACGGACUCCCUCAACGCCAGUAUUACCGGACGAUUACCUACCCCUAUACACUGUACUUUUGCAGCGCAAGUGCGAGGACAGAGUUGGGGCCCGAUGAACCAGACAGUGCAUGUAACAAACCGAUCGAGCAAUGCUAUGGUAUCGGAUAAUGAAUGUGAUUUUGAGCACACUCAGCCGUUCCCUACAAAACAUGACGAAUCUUCGGUACCAAGAUCUCUAGGUGGUGCUAUUGAAUGGUCCAUGGUCCAAAACCGGCGUCUCCCGUCUCCUAUUAGUGAGAGUGGCGGCGAAGAUACACCAGCAAGCCCAGGUAUGGUGCUGGACUCUACAACGUCUCAGCCCCAGAGACCAUACUUACCUCAUAUGCCUCAUUCAACAAACCCUCACGCCAUGGCUCUCCACCCCAAUAUCCAGACCAUCCCUCAAGUCGUCGACAACGAUUCCGGUAUGAUGGAUACGGAUCCCGCAUCGUCUCCCUCCUCGGCGCCAGCUACACCGUCACCAAGAGGCAAGUUUGGCCAUUCACGUAGCAAACAUACCGUUAAUAACUGGACACUCCAACCCGGCAUGAAGAAGUCAUUCAGUAUAGGCUACCGAGCUGACUGCGAGAAGUGCCGCAUGAAGAUUCCGGGUCACUUUAAUCACAUCAUUAUCUCCUAG